GGCCAGUGUCGCCACAGGCAUUUGUUAACGGCAGGGUUUUUUUUGUUACAUGAAGCUCGCACUAAAAACAGUUUUGUAACUAAAAUAUUGCAAAGGUUUAUCAAUCCGGGUUGUCAAGGAUUGCUCAUUUGUAAUUGGAUGAUAUAUAGGAAAAGGCGGCCCCUACUCUGCUUUUAUGAUAAACCAACUGGAUGGCACACAGGAAAAGGUGGGUCUUGAAGAGCUGCGUGCCAAUAAACGAGGCGCAUUGCCUGCUUGUCAGUUGAGGUAUUGAUCUCCGCCCCAAGAAUGUGCUGCAGGAGAUGGGACUUUAGUGUGUCAUUCUGCUCUUAACGUUUACUGUGCGCUGCAAGCUAUCCGCAUUAUCAAAAGAGAUUUUGGCUUUGAAUUCAAAUCGACUAGAAAAAGAUUGGUUCUCUUCUCCGCGACUGUGAAGAACAUCGCUUGCAACCAUAGGGCCACGCAUCAGCUUGCCGCUGAACACAUCAACCAGAAUGGCUGGAAAGGUGGGUACUCGGGGAUGUAAGAAAAUUCGCGGAGCUCAAAUCAGAGAUAUUCUCGAUUCAAAGCACAACGUCCUGUUUGAUUGCGAUGGGGUGAUUUGGAACGGUGAAACAGUCGUAGCCGGAGCGCCAGAGGUGGUGACUCUGCUUAAGCAACAGGGCAAACGCGUAUUUUUUGUCACCAAUAAUUGCACCAGGCCGAGGGAGAACUACGUACAGAAGUUUUCCAGACUGGGCUUCACUGAUGUCGUUGAGGAGGAGAUAUUUAGCUCUGCGUACUGCUCUGCAGCUUACUUGAGAGAUGUAGCUAAGGUCCAAGGCAAGGUGUUUGUCAUCGGUUGUCACGGAGUGCAGAAAGAGCUCCAAGACGCCGGGGUCCCCAUCGUGGAGGAUGUCAGUGACGGCCCUGAUGUCAGCAUCUACAACUUUCCCCUAGAGCCAGACGUAAAAGCAGUCCUCGUUGGAUACGACGAACGGUUUACUUUCAUGAAACUGGCUAAAGCCUGCUGCUACCUGAAGAAUAGCGACUGCCUCUUUCUGGCCACCGACCCUGACCCUUGGCAUCCACUCCGCGGGGGCAGAAUCACACCAGGUUCAGGGAGCCUCACAGCAGCCCUGGAGACAGCCAGCAGCCGCAAGGCCACGGUCAUUGGAAAGCCCAGCCGCUUCAUGUUCGAGUGCAUCGCCAGCCAAUUUGACCUGGACCCGGCGCGGUCGCUCAUGAUUGGCGACCGGCUGGAGACUGAUAUUCUCUUUGGGGCCAACUGUGGACUGGACACUAUGCUGACCCUCACCGGGGUCUCCACGAUGGAGGAGGCCCAGCAGUAUAGGGACAGCGAUGCUUCAGAGAAGAAGGACUUUGUGCCGGAUUACGUGGUGGAGACCAUCGGCGACUUCCUCCAAGCUCUGGAGGACUGAAGAGGGACCCUUAUGUAGCAGCCUGGACUGAACCUGAAAUGAGACUUUAACACCAGUAAACGACUGACCUGAGGUUGCGUUACUGAGCCAACAUUAAAAAAAAUGUCUAUCUCUUCUUAAGUACUGCACAAGUUGUCCUGCACAAGUAGUCCUGAAACCCAUACCAGGUAGAGAGAUGAAGGAAUUGACCUUCUUUACAUUAUUUAGCUUAGUCAUCCAAAUGAUCACCGACCACAAACUAUCGCAAAUGCCAGUACUGAGUGGAAUAACACUAUACUGGAUCAUGGGAGUGCAACAAAAGUUUCAUAGCUAAUUCAUAUCGUGCACAGGAUUAGCCUGUGUUAGUGAGAAUUCGAACCUGAAGUGCAAAUAAUAGCACAGACAUAAACAUUCCAAGCUGACGCCGCACACAGCACCACUUGUGAUGGGAAAUCAAAGAAUUGAAAGUCAGACAAACAAGUGGAGCAUGAUAUAUCGGCUGAACAUGCAGUUGGUGGUAAAGAUGUUAGCUUCAUUUUAUGUUUGACAAACAGUUAUGGAUCUCUUUGGUGGGAUUUUGAAGCCCUUGAGUUUUCAUCCAGCCACAUGGUGCUCAAAUCUGUGCCUCACCUCUAGACAGACUUCCCUAAGGUUUAGAACACAUUUAGACCUUUUGCAACGAAAUUGGUGUAACUAAGGGAUAAUGUAUCACCUUUGAUGUUUGAUGUACUCAGUGUUUUACUGUAGUGGAACAGAUUUGUUUUUCCCCCCCAUGAAAUUGGAAGUUUCAGGCCCCAUGACCUCAAGUAGUCAGGCAAAGACAUCUUCCUGGUAAUUGGAAUCCACAACUAUGCGAAAACAUUUUACCCACAAUGGUGUAACAACAGUUAUGCUUUGUUUAUCUGCACAUCUGCUGACAAUCAUCUCGACCAGUAAAAGAUUUUUCACGUUUUUCACCACCUUCCCCAGACCAAUACAAAGUGCUAUGCUACGUGUGUCACGGGUUGGUAAUUAAAGAUUGUUAUGAAUUAAUAAUUUUUUGGGCACUAGGCUGACAAGCAUGACAUGACCACUCUCUUAGUCAUGAUAGAGCCAUCAUAGCAACCUUUUUUUAAUUUUAGAGUACAUUCAAUGUGAAUAUCAUUCAUAUGAUGGAGAAUUUUCAGAGAAUUCUAAUUCUAUAAGUAUACUUAUACUUCUCAAUUUUAUUGAACUGAUGCUAUUAGUGAAGCACAAACUAUUCACUGAACUCAUGACAGUAUUGCCUUCUAUUUACAAAUGAUAAAUGAGCUGAUUCCACUGUGAUAACCUCUUUUGCUAUUGUGUCCAAACCAGGCAAUGACAGUUUGCUGCGUCGUGUAGCCAUCGCAGUGCUAGUCUGUAAUUGUGGCAGAUGCAGAAUUGCUAUCCAACUACCCCAAAACACCAUUCUCACGGCUUCAGAGAACCAUCUUAAUUGUGUUGUGUUUUUUUAGCCAUGUGCAAGCCUUACGCCUAUGUAGGUUUCUGUGUGGACAUGAUUGACCUUGAAAUGUGACCUCCAUAUAGUGACUGAGUAUUAUGCAUCAAAGUUAAGCAAGUGACAGUUUUGGUUUUGCCUGUAAAGUUGCAUUCAGACGGUUGUUUGGCUCUUUGUAGCCUUGCCAUUUUAAAUAGAAUUACUUUGGCAGCAAGUUGCAAUACUUCAAGUGAAAAGAAUACAAAGUAAGCUUUCAUCGGUUGUCAAUUCUAAAUUUGGGUUUGUGAAAAAUUACAAAUUUUAAUUAAAAAUGCAAUUGGGUGAUUUUCUCUUAAAUGAACGACUGGCAUUACACAACCAUUGAAUGUUCACUAGUGCAUGGUUUGCUAAGAAGAGUAUCAUGGUUUGCAAAUGGAACGUUUAUAUAUCUUGAAUGCUUUUGUUUCUUCCCAGUGUUAGGAAAAUUAGGGGCUGUUGUGUUUUGAUAAAAAAAAAAAAAAAAAAAAGUCUAAUUUGUGCACAAAUUUGAUUGAUAGAGAUUUUUGGUCUUUGUUUAUUGUCUCAAGCUAGACAUUGUAUUGUAUAUUUAUUGAAAUACUUUAUUUUAAUAGAUUGAUAACUUCAUUCAAUUAUUUGCCAAUAUGUUCUGUGUGAACUUA
Alosa alosa (allis shad) is the source of this 3518-nucleotide messenger RNA. Its product is annotated as pyridoxal (pyridoxine, vitamin B6) phosphatase. Gene Ontology annotation, molecular function: phosphatase activity. The coding region runs from base 495 to 1421 and encodes 308 amino acids. Lineage: Eukaryota; Metazoa; Chordata; Actinopteri; Clupeiformes; Clupeidae. The transcript is spliced from 2 exons. The record is from RefSeq and is a predicted model, not a curated record. Gene Ontology annotation, cellular component: cytoplasm.